AAAUUAUCUUUAUAUCAAUUAGAAACCCCAUACAAGGUUCUUACUGUUAAUCAUGCCCAAAGGAUGUCUCAAAAAAAAAUCUUUUAAACCUUAUAAAAAAGAUUUCUAAUGAGUGUUUCAAAAGAAAAAAAAAGGAUAUAAUGAAUUGAUGACGCUACCGCAGUACCGCGUAUGUAACAAAGCAUUAUCUCAGGAUGUCUCAACAAAAAAAAAUCUCUUAAACCUUAUUAAAAAGGAUUUCGUAAUGAAUGUUUUGAUAUAACUAACUACAUGAAUCUCAUAUGAUGAAUUGAUGACGCUACCGCGGUACCGCGUUUGUAAUUUAAAUUUGUUUUCUUAAGUUUUUUUUUUGUAAGUUUGGUAGACCUACAGACGUAUGAUGCAAGUACAACAAUGAAGAAUUUUUUUUAAUUUUAUGUUUUAUAUUUGGAUACAUACCAGUGUUGACGUCCGCGUAUGCAUUUGUAGUUGGUUAAACAACUAUACUAGUCUAAAAUAUCAAUGCUAAAACUAUUAAUCUUUCCGUUUCAUAUUACAUAUCGUUAUAAUAUACUAAAAAUUUUCGUUACAAAAUAAUUAUCGUUUUAUGAUUUAAAUACAAUUUUCAUUACUUUAUAUUUUUUAUCCUUAUUUAAGUUUAGAAAAAAAAAUAUAAGUUUAAUAAUUAAAGUAAAGCUGAAUAUUUAACCACUUCAAAAAUUUGUGUGAAAAAUAACUUUAAACGGAGAGAUUUUUUUUCCUUAGCUGAAGGCUGGAGUCAGUUAAUGCGAGCGUAAAAUGAGUAGAUGGUUAUCUUCUUUUGGUGAUGUUUUGGAUCAACACUCGUUCCUUGCAAGGUAUUAUAUCAUACUACCGUACCUAGGAUCGACCAAGCUUAAACCGGGAUAUGAGUCUGUGAUUCAGUUUUCUGAAUAAUUAUCCGGUUCUCGUCUGAAUAAGAACUCAUAAUGUAAGCUGGACCUAGUCAUAUUUACUUGUUUGAUUAAUCCCAACAUAUGUUGUUCAAAUGUUUCAGCCGAGUUUCUUGCCAAAUAAAAGUCACGAGACGAAAGUCCUCGAGUCAAAGAAGCAAACGAACUCCAACCUCAUGGCAAAAUUAAGUUUUUUUUUUUUUUUGAAACAAUUUAAGUUUAUAAUUAAAUUUUAUAUAAAAGUGAAAGAAAAAUCAAUAUAAAUCUCACUUUGAAAACUUGGUGAUGUAUCAAUUUGAAGUACCGGUUAGUUCUCCAGUUGGUUCUUUGAAGAAUCUCUACCUCCACACGUAUUCUCCUCUAGUUCUUUACUCUUACUAGUGACAAUGAAACCCGAGUAGUCCUCAUACUCAUACAUACUACCCAUUAUUAUAUGAACGUUUGGGUGUUGGUAUUUUUAUAACUCAGUUUGUAGCAUAAAAGUAUAAAAUAAUGCGACUUUGAAGUCUAUCUAUGUUUUACGCGAUGUCCUUAGCUUCUAAAACAUUAUUAUAAUGUUAUUCGUUAAAGUUCGAAUGCAAACGUAAACAAAUAGUUAUUUGGCUAAACUUUAACAUGAUUUGUUUUUUGGAGAUUUUGAUAAAAACCUCAUUAUAUAAAUUGAGGUGUGUGAAUGUGGCUACUUAUUUGAACCGUUGAUUUGAUAUCAUUCCACAUGUCUCAUAAGCAGUCAUAACUUCUAUAAACAAACCAUUUGAAAAUUCGAAUUAAUUCACGACGUGUAGGCUUUUCUAUUGGUAAUUUGUUAAAGUUGCGAUAAAAUGGUGUAGUAUCCAGUAGUUAAGGCACUAACUAUGUCACAAAAGUGAUAUUACAAUCCAACCGUUACAAAAGCGAUGCCAAUGGUGAUACAAUAAACUUAAACCAAAAGUAGCAAUGUUUUCACCAACUCUACUUGUCUUGGCGUAUAAGACCGAUGUCCUUUACUCCUUCACUAGUUUUGUCGCCCUGUUUUGUCAAGCGAACCCAUUGAUUUGACGAUAACUGAAGAAAAUGUGACUUUUGUCAAGAAAAUUACCAAAUCUAUAUAUUUUUACAUCAGGGAGGGAAAAUAAUCGAGCCAUGCCAUCGAACUACUGAACCAAAAUCAAGCCAUCCAAAAGGAGAUCUAACCCGGGUUGUGACAAAAACAAAAGAGAGAGAGUUAGAAUGACCAGGUCUUGUUGAUUUCAGCGAAAGCCCAUGUGGACUUAGCCAAACCGUGUCUAAGCGAGUAUUCUAUUCCAACGUCCUACAGUUUGGUUCAAUAAUAUUGAAAACUAAUUCUUUUUGUAGUAAAGUCAAAGUCAAAGUUCAUAUAUGAGUUUGUAUACAAUAAACAUAGGACAGUGAGACCAACAAUGCACAAGUCAAACAACGACAUCUCAAGAAACCUAUAUAUACGAGGCAUUAUCGAAUUCGUUACAUAUACAAACCUAAAAAAACCCUACACUUCUCUAACCAAUAAGAAGGAAUUUAGCACAAAAAAAAACCAAUAAGAAGAAGUAUGAUGAAGAGACAAUUAGUGCUCGUGAUUAUCUUAGUUGUUAUUUUCGUUGCUGUCUUGGACGUUACGCAAGUUGAAGCCAUGAGGCCUUUCCCGGAGGCCGUCGACGAGAUCAGCCUACUGUUGUUCCAGGCGCUUCAAAGAGGUCCGGUCAGUGGCUCUGGUCGGAACGGUUGCACCAAUAUUCCUCGCGGUUCAGGAAGGUGCCGCCACGGCUAAAGCUUUCAUACGAAUCUUCUUCAUUAUUUUUUUAUUCUUUUUUUUUCCACAGUUGUGUUACGUACAUAAUUACAUAUACGUAAUUAUACGAUAGCUUUGAUCUCAUAUCAUUUGAACUGUAAUCAACGGAAAUUAAUUAGUUUAUUAAUGUGUCUUCAAUGACAAUACAUACAUGUUUUUUUUCUUUUUUUUGGGGCUAUUCACUAAAUUGGUCAAGAAAAGCCAUUUGUAGAAACAAAUUUCGUUUUAAAAAUAGAAACUUUAUUGGACUUUUGGUUUGAAAAGGUAGGUAGACAAUACAGUAAAUAAUUCAAGCAUUUGACUUUUACCGCCAAAAGAAAUCACAUCUCACAGAAACAUGCGCUUUAUAAAAAGCCGUUUUCAUGGCAGUGUACCGUAUUGAAAUCACAUCACACAGAAACAUGGUUUGAAAAGGUAGGUAGACAAUACCGUUAGUCGCCCGAGGUUUUUCCCACCGACGUCUCUUCUUGAUGACGAUGUUACUAAAAGUCAUCAGGCCAUGACGGCAACAAAAAAAAUAUCUCCCGUUUAUGGUAAAAUGUGAAGAAUCCUAUAUGUUUUGGCUGGAGGAUUUACGAGCCACAAGAUACCCACAAUUUUCAUCAACGUUCCUGUGACAACAAAACUUGCAUUGGAGUGUGAAACUUCAGAUAAUUAGCUUUGCAAGUAACACUAACAAAAACAUUGUACGUUGAGUAUGCAUAGAUGCUAACGUAACGAACUUGAAUCAGAAACAGAUCAUGUAAGUGUACCUGUGUGAAACUGCCUAUGUUCCAAGCAUCAAGUGCUUAUAAUAACGACCCCGGAUAAUUCCAAGCCACCAAUAUUUGGUUGAGCUCCAGUAACUCAUCUUCAUUCGUUCUUGGAUGAGCCUGUAAUGCAGACCACGCAGCUGUUUAAGGAUUGAACAGAGAUUUAGAGGAGCAGGUCCAAGGGAGAAGGAAAAAAGUUUGAUCACCAUCUAACGAGGCAUCUUUUAAUGCCUUGGGAUAUAGGACGGAAGAAAGACGGAUCUCGCUGAGUAUAUAGUAUCC
Messenger RNA from Brassica rapa (field mustard), 3731 nucleotides. RefSeq lists its product as uncharacterized. The record is from RefSeq and is a predicted model, not a curated record. NCBI's taxonomy places the organism in Eukaryota, Viridiplantae, Streptophyta, Magnoliopsida, Brassicales, Brassicaceae.